AUGGCGGAACCACGAUCUUUCUCUAUCACUGUACAAGUUAUGGCUAUCAUCGGGGGAGCAGCUCUUGCUGGUACUAUGAUGAGCCUCUCUCUUGUGACUAUUCCGCUGUUCCUGGAUACCAACACACAAGUGUCGCACAUGUUGAGACAGUGGCAUCGACUCUAUUCCUAUGGCCAUGUCGUCAUGCCAGGGCUUUCGGUGGGUAUCUGCGGUCUAUACUUGUACAAGGCAAUGCAAAAGCGACAGAGUCAGCAGUGCCGGGCUUUGUACACCAUAGCAGGUCUCGUUACGAUUGCGAUGAUACCAUUCACUCUGACAGUGAUGUGGGACACGAACCAGACCUUGUCGUCGCUCGCAGCAGAUGAUAUUCAGAAGAGUGGGACCAUCGACCCGUUGUUCGGUCAGGUGCAGGAGCUUGUGGCUAGUUGGGGUCGCAUGCAUUUUGUUCGAUCAUGCUUCCCACUCGCCGGUGCUGCCCUCGGUUUCACUGGUGUGUGGGAGGAUUUCACAAAUUGGCCUUUCAGCUUUCGUAGUUGA
Fulvia fulva is the source of this 537-nucleotide messenger RNA. RefSeq names its product Anthrone oxygenase. Lineage: Eukaryota; Fungi; Ascomycota; Dothideomycetes; Mycosphaerellales; Mycosphaerellaceae. The coding region runs from base 1 to 537 and encodes 178 amino acids. The record is from RefSeq and is a predicted model, not a curated record. The transcript has 2 exons.